CAAGCUUCUCAACGUGUUCUCAUUGCAACCAUGAAUGUCUGUGUAGUGUUAUUACUGUUGGCCGUUAUCGGUGCUGCAGUGUCUGAUGAUGUUGGCAAAGGAGAGAACACCAGGAUGGAUAAGCCCGUCGAGAGAGAGCUACAUCACCUGUCAGAUGAAAAGAAAUCCGAAAUGGUAAAUCGCAGAAAAGAAUAUUUGAAAGCUCAUCCCGAGGUCGAAGGCAGUCCCAAGCUCGCCCAGGAAGUAAGCAAAUUGCUGAGAAAUAAAAAGGAAAAGAUGAUGGGAAUUAAACAAUCGGAGCUCUCUUCCGAAGAGAAGGUUUUACAAUUAGAAAAUCUGAAGCAAGACUACAGAAGCCAAAUUAAAACCCUCGCGAUAGAAGCUAAUGGCCGCGCCGAGCUCGCUGCCGAGCGUCGACGCACACUGGAGCUGAGAAAAGAACGUAAAUCUGGAAGGGAAAGCAAUCUAGGACAUCCCAAGUUUGGAGAAUCUAAGAUGGAAAAUUAAUGGACAGUAACAGUCGGAACAUAUUUAUUGACAUGGUUGAAUUGUCAUUUUCUGGAUUGAUUAUUUAAAUUUGCCAUCUAAUAAAUGAUUUACAAUACAC
Messenger RNA from Saccoglossus kowalevskii, 607 nucleotides. RefSeq lists its product as uncharacterized. The record is from RefSeq and is a predicted model, not a curated record. NCBI's taxonomy places the organism in Eukaryota, Metazoa, Hemichordata, Enteropneusta, Harrimaniidae.